GUAAAAACUAAAAUUGUACCCGUAGGAAUACGAUAAUCUUAAACAAUAAAUAUUAAAUAAUAUAAAUUAUAUUAUUAUAUUAUAAUAAAUAAUUAGGCCUAAACUUCUAAACUAAUUAAUAACUUUAUUGAAUCAAUAAAAAUUUAACCAUCGAAGUGUCAAGAUUCUAGAUAUAUUUUAUAUUAAUUAUACUGGUGGCACAUUUGAUUUCAAAUGAUGAAACAAAUAAAAAGACUUUUUGUCACCGUGGGAACCACACAGUUUGAUUCACUGAUCAAAGAGGUUACAUCUGUUCCUGUUUUGGAUGUGUUAGCAAACCUUGGCUUCACUCAUGUAAAUUUGCAAAUAGGAAGAGGAACAUAUGAGCCAACAGAAAUUGCAGAAACAAAUAUUACACCAUGUAUAACCUACUAUCGGUUCAAAGAUUCCCUUGUGGAUGACAUUGCUGAAGCAGACCUUGUUAUUUGCCAUGCUGGUGCUGGAAGCAUCAUGGAUUCUCUAGGGGCUAAGAAACAUGUCUUAGUUGUGAUAAAUGAAGAGCUUAUGGGAAACCACCAAUCUGAGCUUGCUGCCAAAUUGGCUAAAGAUAAUUAUCUUUAUUAUUGUAGUGUUCCCUUACUAUACAAAUCUUUACCAUCAUAUGACUUCAAUUUACUUCAACCAUUUCCACCUGGAGAACCACAUAAAUUUGCUGAUUUUCUAGACAAAACUCUAGGUUUUGUCUAAAAUAAUAUAAUUAUGAAUUGUUCUUGUUACCUGUAGAAGUUAGUUUAAAGUAAGCCUUAUUUUUGCAGUAAUCUGUCCAUCAAUUUCAAAUGUAAAAAUCUAAUUUGAAUUAAUACCUGUUUUUCAAUUGAUUUAUAUAAAUCAUUGAAGAUUAUUUGUGCUGUAUGGCUGGUGUUACUAUUACAAAAUAAAGCUAGCUUCCACCU
Molecule: messenger RNA, 932 nt
Organism: Physella acuta
Lineage: Eukaryota; Metazoa; Mollusca; Gastropoda; Physidae
Product: UDP-N-acetylglucosamine transferase subunit ALG13 homolog
Biological process (GO): dolichol-linked oligosaccharide biosynthetic process
Molecular function (GO): hexosyltransferase activity
Source: RefSeq, a predicted model, not a curated record